UUCGAUGCGGACUGUGUCAGAAAUAGUGACUAACUUCAGUUUUAUUUUCUUCUUUGUUUCCUACUGCUGAUGCUACUCAACUUCACGACCUCACAUAAUUUAUUUUUGAUUUCAGGGGGGUUUUCCCCAAAAAUCAGGGGAUCUUUAUUUGAAUGGGGAAGAUUUUGGGGAUAUUUUUUUAUUGGAGAGGUAUUAUGUAAAAUUUUAUUUUAUUAUAAAAUUGCCUAUUUAAAAAAUUGAAAAUUUGACUCUUUCGAGGAGCUUCUAAAACGUUUUGGAAGCAUAAAACAGAUUAAACUUUUAGCUGUCCCAAAUAACCUGGACCCUUUUGCGCAAGAAGGAAAUAAAUUCUGAAAAAGCAGGGCAAAAUCAUAUUAAUUUUGUUGAAAAAUCAGAGAGAGUUUGGGC
Acanthoscelides obtectus is the source of this 408-nucleotide messenger RNA. NCBI's taxonomy places the organism in Eukaryota, Metazoa, Arthropoda, Insecta, Coleoptera, Chrysomelidae. The record is from the annotation of a GenBank genome assembly.